CCCCGCCCCGCCCCGCCGCGCCAGCUGCGAGUCUUGGCUCCAAGAAGGGUCGCGACAGAGAAGUCGCCCCCAGCGCUGUCCUAUCCUCUUACAUCCCGGAUCGACCCCCCGGGUCCAGACUAUGAGCUCAUGCGGCCCCCUUCACGCGCGCCAGUGUGAGUGUGCAAGUAUUCCGUAGAGGAAUUUGUUCUCUCCAAAACUGGGAGUGGGCCUUGGGCCUCCUUUUCAGCGUUGCCGCAGGAGCUGUUUGGCCUCAGUCUCCCCAACCCCCCGGGGCCCUCACUUUUUCUCCUCUCAGCCAUCCUAGAUCGCUGCGGGUCAUUGUUCUCGCUGCCAAAUGGGGGUGCUUUAUACAGGCUGUCAAGUUGGGGUGCGUUCUCUUCAUCCCGUUUUUCAAACGAAACUGGGCUUCUAAGGCGGACCCUGGGCAACCCACCUGGCCAUCCCUCCAGGUUGAUGCGCUGAUUCUUUCUUACCAAAUAGUAUUUUAUUGUACAGGAGCCACGCCCUGAUUUCUUAAAGGCGCCCCGCACUGUUUGGCCAUGUGUUAUCUCUAUUGCGGGCGUGUGGGAAACCUCCUGUGAGGCACUUCUUUUUCCCCGCCUCCUGAUAUAUCCUCCCACCCUCAUCGAGGAUUUAGGGAUGCCAGGGGGAAAGAAGGUGGUCCCGAGUGGCAGCAGCGGUGCCUCCCCGAACUCAGCUGCCGCCGCCACCGCUGCUGCAGCGGCUGCCGCCGCCCACUCUGGCAUUAAACAUUUGGAGACCAGCGAAGGGGCCUCAGCACAGAGAGACGAGGAACCAGAGGAGGAAGGAGAAGAGGACCUACGAGAUGGAGGUGUCCCUUUCUUCAUCAACCGAGGUGGACUGCCAGUGGACGAGGCCACCUGGGAAAGGAUGUGGAAGCAUGUGGCCAAGAUUCACCCGGAUGGAGAGAAGUUGGCCCUGCGGAUCCGUGGGGCCACGGACCUGCCCAAGAUUCCCAUACCAAGUGUGCCUACUUUCCAGCCGACGACGCCCGUCCCUGAGCGCCUGGAAGCCGUGCAGCGCUACAUCAGGGAGCUGCAGUACAAUCACACAGGGACACAGUUCUUUGAAAUUAAGAAGAGCAGACCUCUGACAGGGCUGAUGGACCUGGCCAAGGAAAUGACCAAAGAGGCUCUGCCAAUCAAAUGCCUGGAAGCUGUGAUCCUGGGAAUUUACCUCACCAACAGCAUGCCCACCCUGGAACGCUUCCCCAUCAGCUUCAAGACCUAUUUCUCAGGGAACUACUUCCGCCACAUUGUGCUGGGGGUGAACUUUGGGGGCCGCUACGGAGCCCUGGGCAUGAGCCGGAGGGAGGACCUGAUGUAUAAACCUCCAGCCUUCCGCACACUCAGCGAGCUCGUGCUGGACUACGAGGCGGCCUACGGCCGCUGCUGGCAUGUGCUGAAGAAGGUGAAGCUGGGCCAGUGUGUGUCCCAUGACCCCCACAGUGUGGAGCAGAUCGAAUGGAAGCACUCCGUGCUGGACGUCGAGAGGCUGGGCCGGGAAGACUUCCGCAAGGAGCUGGAACGUCAUGCCCGAGACAUGCGUCUCAAGAUUGGCAAGGGGACAGGCCCUCCCUCUCCCACCAAGGACCGGAAGAAGGAUGUUUCCUCCCCACAGAGGGCCCAGUCCAGCCCCCACCGCAGGAACAGCCGCAGUGAGAGACGGCCUUCAGGGGAGAAGAAGUCUGCAGAGCCCAAAGCCAUGCCAGACCUCAAUGGGUACCAGAUCCGGGUGUGAGGCAGAUGCCAGCACCCCCAGGCCUCCUCUGCUUCUGGAGGCCCUGACCCACCUACUUUGUUCAGGCAGGGGCUGGUGAUGGGCUGGGCUGGGGGUGACAGGCAGGAAGGAUGCCUUGCAAGUCAGCCCCAGGUGACUUUCCCUCUCAUGGAGUCAAGCCCCUAACUUUGGGCCAAGAAGCAGUAUUUUAUUUGGAGUUUUAGCCCUACAAUUGAAGUUUAAGGUAUGUGGAGGGAAAGACAUGGGUAUGCUUGCUGGUUGCUGUCAAAGAGUGCUCUAUCAAAGUACUGUGUGUCUUGGGGAGAAGGGCUUGCUGGUUCCAUGGGCUCCUUCUUUCAUCAGUGAUUGGGGUUGGUGAGCCUCGCCAGCCUGUGGGGUGAGGGUGGGGUGGGGUAGGGAUGGAGAAUCAUGUCCCAGAGAAAGGGAAGCAGGGUAGGGGUCCCCUGAAAAAGGUCCAUUUAUUCCUCAAAUCAGGAACUUGGCAGAGAACCCAUCUGCCUAAGGUGGAAGCCUAUGGCCCAGGAGAGCCCUCAGGUCAGUGUGACUCUUAAGUGACUCUUAAGCACUGUGCUCCCCCCCAACACAAAUAGAGAGAGAGAGAGAGAGAGAGAGAGAGAGAGAGAGAGAGAGAGAGAAGAGAGAAGAGAGAGAGGGAGGAAGGGAGGGAGGGAGAUGUCACCAUGGCCAGCCCAGGAUUAGGCUCUAGGUGAACCAGAAGAGACCAUGCAGGGAAGAGUUCCUGGCCCCCAGGAACUAGUCUUGACUAUUCCUGCAGCCCAGGGACUCCUUGCAAAAGGGCUGGGCUUUGUCGAGAGCCCAGAACUGCACAUGUGACACCAUGACCUUGAGAAACUGGCUGGGCAUGGGGAAGUUGAGUCGGGCCCUCUAGUUAUGAGAGUGGGUUCUUCUCUCCCAUUCUAAUAAUCUCAGCCCUUGCUGGGGAAAUAAGACCAGACCAGGAUGCCUAUACCCCAGGCCCACCUUCCCUGCCUUAGCUGCCCAUUUAGGCUUGGGGUGGCAGCCAGCCAGCUUGAGCAGUUUCAUGGGACACUGGCAGGGAGGAGCCUAGGCAGCAGGAGUUGUCUAUCUCCUGGCCUCAGGGCAAGAGAUCCCUGAUAGGAAAGUGAGGUAUGGAGAGGGGCUGUCAGGACUGGGCAGGGGUAGGCAGCCCACAAGUUGGAAGUGUAAGUGAGGAGUGUGGGAGGCAGUUCAGGAGAAGGCUGUGUGAGGACAGAGUUCCCUGCAGCACAGACAGUACUUGUCAGGUUGCUGGAGGCUUUAAGUGACAGAGGAUCACAGGGUAAGGUGACCAUGAAAGGGCUUUCCUGAGAGGCAGAGUCAGCCCAAGCAGCUGCCACGUGGCUGCAGAGGGUUGAGGGCGUGGAUAAGAGCAACAGAACUAGGAACUCAAAUGCCUACAGGACUAAUGAGGAAGAGUGCUGGGUGGGGACUGUGUCCAGGAAAGAGCUUUUCCCAUUAAAGUGGGCUGCUGCAUUCUACUGGUCCCACAGUGCAGACCCUAAGAGGUAGUUUGGGGGGUGGGUCUUUUGCUUUUGUAAUUUUGUAAAAGUUAACAAUCAGUGCCAGAAAUAAUCACUAUAGGUGAGAGAGAACCAGCCUGGAACCUCUGGGGUAGAGAGCUUGGGCUGGUUUGUGGGGAGACUCCUGCUGCACUGUGUAUGGAAAUGUGACCAUUUUAAGUUUCCCAAAGGCAGAAAGGGCCCACUACCUGUGUCAUCCCCCUUACCCCAUCUUGCAGAGAUCACGUGUGUGGUUGCUGGCUCACCAGAGAGGAUACAGUAGGGUGGAAUGGUGAUGCUCUUCCCUGCCCGGAAAUGCAUGGCUGCUGGAAGUAAAGAGGAAGGGGAGGAGGAAGGGGAUGCCUUUGCUGGUGACAUGUCACAGAGGCUGGCUGCCCAUCACACCAACAGCUCUUAGGCCCAGAAUUAGACCCAUGGACCCAGCACAGGCACCAUGGGAGGCCAGCUGCUUAGUCCCUUAUCUCACCUGGCUCCUCCUGGAGUCAGAGGGUCACUGGGAAGUGUAUAGCCUUCCCCUAGGCUAUACCCCAUGGCCAGUUCCAUGGUUGGAGCCCCAAAGGAACAUAACACUAUUUGAUCCACUUCAGAGUUCAGGGAGUAGGGACAGUGGUCCCCAUGCUCCCAUGCCCACUUGAGAGGUACGAGACUGGACAAGAUCUUUUCUGACUAUGAAUGUGGCUGCUUAUCCGUAGUCCUGUAUGUCUCUGGGAACUUCAAGAUGUGACAGAGUAUGGGAGAAAGAGGUGUGAGGGGAGCUGGAGUCUAUACUUAAGAGAAGAGCUCCAGGUCCCAGAGCCUUUGGACAGUGGCUCUGGGCCCCCUUCCUCUGAGGCCCAGGAGAGGAGGAAGCAGAUGGAGCUCAGGCUUGUUCAGGCUGUGGGGGAGCAGCUGAUGGCCAGCUGUGACCAGCCCCCUGCUGUUCACCUCUCCUGAGCUAAGGACCUCAGGCCUGUGGAGAUUGUCAUAGGCCACAGUGGUGCUUUUUAUUUUUUACUCUUUUUCAUAUGUAGCAAGCCACUCUCCCCUCCGGGGCCAUCUACAUGGGCUGUGCUUUCUGGGGCUGGCCUGGCUGUGUGGUUUCUGGGGAGGCAGAGGUCGGGACUUUGGGGCCUUAGUCACCAUCCAUGGCAUCACUUCAUCUCACUUCCUGUGGGGGACAGGGAUCUGGCAGGUGUGACCCCAGACUUCCUAACUCAAGCCUGCCUUUGGGGGCUGCUGGCUGAGGGGGGUCAAGGUGAGGUCAGGGGAAGUCCCUUGGUGGAGGUGGCUGGGGGGUGGGGGAGGGGGGACAGAGGUUCCCUGUGCUUUGGAGUCGGGUCAGAACACUAGGAAGUUGGCUUCAGAGAACCUUCCUCUCCACCCAGCUCCCUGCCAGUCCUUUCCCUCCAUAGCCUCACAUUUCCAUGCUCCCCUGGUCCCUCAUGCCAGCCACUCAUCCAUGGUGGGCAUGGCCAAGUGGGCAGAGCAGCAGCCCCCUGGCCCCAGACGCGAUGAUGAAGCCUAGGGACCAGAUACUGAGGAGCAGACUCAGAAAAUUGACCAUGGCUGAUGUCUAGUCCUUCCUUAUCAUAUCAUGCCCCAACCCCUGCCAGCUGGGAUGACUUCCUGGCUCAGGAAAUAGGUCUAAUGAUAACUGUGUAGUGCCCCAAGGUCUGUGUGCAUGAACACCUGGCUUUCCUGCCUGGAAUGGAUUCUGGCUUAACAUAUCACUGCGCCAACCUGGUGUGCUGGGGAGUGGUGGUGGUUAAGAGUGCAAGGAUGUGCAGGUGGGGCCCAUAAACUAGAGGUGUAAAAGGCCAGGAUGUUCUAGAGGGAGUAGAUGGGAGCUAAGGACUAACACUGCCAGGUGCCACAGCUUCCCACCAGUGUCUCCAGGCAGGUGGGGCUGCCACAGUGCUAGCUGCAAGUCCCUUUCUAGGACCCAUUCACUUCAGCUUGGUGCUUUGGGGUCCCAAGCCUCCUUGUCGAUUUAAGUCUAAAAAGAAGUCUGGAUACAGUCGACCCUUGGGCCAGUGAUGAUGGACCGUCCACCCCCUGUGCUUUGUUCAACUGAUGUGUUGUCCUAGCUGUCGUUAUCCCUGUCUUCCUAUCAGUAUUACCCCCGCCAUUCAGUGCACACUGUCUCUCUCAUUCCUUUCUCAAUUCCCCCCGAAAUGAAUAAAGUCUCCCCAGCUCCUGUUGUAUGGGCUGGCAGAAACCACAUGGA
This is a messenger RNA of Cricetulus griseus (Chinese hamster), 5511 nucleotides long. The record is from RefSeq and is a predicted model, not a curated record. Lineage: Eukaryota; Metazoa; Chordata; Mammalia; Rodentia; Cricetidae.